AUGGCAGGCUCCGCAGCCGUGCACCCUGUGGGUGACGACAUGGACCCGCGCAGGGCGUUCGUCGUGAGCACUAUCAUUGACAGCCUGGCGGUCCCUGCCCCGCAAAGGGCGCGCUUAUACACCGCUCUUGCAAACGAUGACAAGAUCGGCAGCUUCUUGGAAGAGCCGUCGGUCCAAACGGUCGCCGCAAGCGCCUGGAAGGAAACCAACGGCCAGCUCCGAGUCGUAACUUCCGCCUCGGUUGACUUCCCAACCGGGUGCGAUUACCAGGUGGUCUUCAGUAAGGAGAAGCCGGGGGUGGUGUCGGUAGACGACAUUCCGGGCGGAAUCGUUGUGGCGACCCGGUCCAGCCCGCAGCUCAGCAGCUUGCACCACCUUUUGAAGACGGACUUGUUGGUGGAGCUGGAGAGCGGGAUUGGCACCCUUCUGCGACGGAACGGAGUCACCGGAAUCAGCUCCCGCGCUUCCACCAAGCGCACAUCUGAAACCGGUCCACCAAGUCCGGACUUUAUUGCGAUCCUGACCCCGUCCGACGAGUUCCAAGUCUGGCAAGAGCUGGCAGCAGACGAGCAACUAGAGCCGGGACUAAAAGCGGCAGCGGCGCGGAUCAGUCAGGAGUUUGAAACGCUUCGUCGGGGUUUCUCCUCCCUCUCGACGCUCUCCGAAGACGCGCUCCUAGAGCUCGUCGAAUCUGCGCGCCCAGUCCUCGACGCCGUCUGGCAGCUCGGUGGCUCCGCGGCCGCGACCGCGUCCCCAAACCCCGAAACCCCGCUCUACCCUCAGCGCCGCAUGGCGCACCUUCUGGCGCUCCUGAGCGACGCGGUCGCGGCAGCGGUUGUCGAACGCGUGCGGCCGCUUGACACGUGGCAAGGCGCGGUUGGCGAGGUAGAGCGGGUGAUGACGUGGGCACUUCGGCUGAUUGCCACGUGGGAGAGGGACACGCUGGAGCUGACGAAGUUGGCGUGGCCGUCGCGAGGGGGUAACGUUUGGGCGGGAGAGCCGUUCUAUCACAAGGGACUGGCUGCGCUGCGGGUGCGGAUUGACGAGAUUCUCAAAAUACGGGAGGUGCACGAGGAGCUCAUUCUGCUCCUCUCAUCCGACGAGGCCCACUUUCUCACCGCGGCCCGCUGCUUCGAGCCGUUUCGCACCGUCCAAGUGCUAGACUGCAGCGCCUACAACGAGGCCCGGUGGAAAGCCGCCGUGUCGGAACACCACGCGCGGAUUGCACCAAUUGAGACGCGCAUAGCGGAGAAGCUGAGGGAAACGUUUGGUGUGACGCUUGUGCCGGCGCUGACUGCCGCGGUGUCGGGGCAGGGGGCCGAGGACGGUAACGGGUUGGCGCAACCGUCGCAGGUCUUUCAGCAGCUGAGGCGAUACGGGGAGCUUCUGGCGCGACCCAUCAUCUCGGAAGCACUUAGCAACGAGAAGCAAAGUAUCAGCGCCCUGCUUUUUAGAUACUUGGGUUUGCUCCGGAACGAGUUCGACGACCACUCGGCCGGGCACGACUCGUCAGAUGCACUCUCGUCCAUCUCGUGGGCGGUGCAAAUGGAAGCCAAGGUCGACGAGCUUAUGAAUACGUUUGCCUUGUUUUCUGGGGUGGAUGCGGGUCGGUCGGCCGGUGGAUCGACUGAUGCGUCUGAGAAGUUGAGCGACCUACGCCGUGACGUCAUCGAGUACAAGAAGGCCCAAUUCAAGCAGUGGGAUGCGGACACGCGGGACAAGCUUCCGGACAUGGCCCUGGAGGCGUCCGGCAGGCUCAUGGACCUGGACGCCAAAGACGGACACGUGGAGGUACAUUUCACCGACGAUCUGGUGAAGCUGGUCCAGGAAGUGCGCGCAUUGUCAUCACUGGGGUUCCAAAUCAAGGCUGACGUCAGCAAGGCGGCGGAGACGGCGCGGCGAUUCAGCCGGCACGGCGUGGUGCUGCAGCAGGUGGCCAACUUCUACAACGAGAUCGGGACGCAAAUGGUGCCCAGCCAGAAGGGGAUGAUGCUGGACGACGCGCUGCGAUUCGAGCAGGUGCUCAAGAACCCGCGAGAUGGGCUGGGGAACCCUAUCACGUGGAACAACGCACCGGCUUUGCAGGAUUACAUCACCCGGCUUCAAGAAGUGGCCAUGAACCUGACCGAGAAGAACCGCAAGCUGCGUAAAAAGCACACGCAGCUGGGCGAGAAAGUUGGCGCGCUCACGGCCGUCGAUCUAGUUCGCCAGCGGGACCGGUGGAAGGAAGGCGUGCGCGAUCUGCGCGCGGUUUUCGACGGGCUGGAGAAACAGGGGGUGGCCGUGACGCGCGACUGGCGCGCGCACUGGGACCACCAGCUUUACAAGGCGCUCCAAUACCAGUACCGCAAGGGCUUGCAAAGCCUGAACGAGAACCUGCCGCCCACGACCGUGAAGCUGGUGUUCAAGCAGAAGAAGCUGCAGUUUGAACCGGGUUUUGAGGAGAUUCGACAGGCGCACUUCCGGGAGAUCCAAAAGUUCCUCAACAUCCCGCAGCAGUUUAAGGGCGUCGGCGACAGCACCAUCUUUCGGCACAUGAUGAAGGACGAGAGCCUCGUGCUGGCGCUCGCGAACGUAUACGAAAGGGCCGAAGUUCUGCUGCAGAAACUGGCGGAAGAGCAGAAGAAGCUGUCCGAGUGGGUGGCGCUGGGGACGGUCGACCUGGAGGAAUUUGUAGAUGCGCACCUGGACGAUGUGCCGGACUGGGAGCUCAACUUCAGAAUCCUCAAGAUGAAAGCCAAAGAGAGCGACGCGAUCCCGGCUGAAAUCAAGGUGGACUGCUACACGAUCGUCACGAUUCCAACCAAGAUCGCGGUUGAGGAGCAAAUGAAGCGUCUCCACGAGGCGCUGUGCAAUUCGCUUCGCCGGAAAGCCGUCGCGGACAAGGACGGACUGGAGAAAUUCAUCGCGGACGGACGGAAAGUGCUGGAGGGGCAGCCGCAGAGCGUGGAGGACAUUGGGCGCGCGCGGCAGGAGGCUUUUAACCUGGUAUCGGCGGUCCCUGCCGCGCUGGAGACCCGCCGAAAGUGCGAGGAGAAGCUACGGCUGCUGCGCCAGGUGUCACCUCCUCGUGCCGCCACGGUGGACCUGUCAUCACUGCUCAGCCAAUGGGACGACUUCACGGCGCGGCUAAGUCAGCACGAGGCGCAUCUCGCGGAGCAGAAGGAGAAGCUGAAAACAAAAAUUGAAGCGGACAUUUCCGAGUUUUGUGGGCGGUUGGAAGCGUUUGCGACCCGCUGGGCGGAAAUCAAGCCGAGCGGAAUUCCUGCCGGGGGAGCGGAAUCGGUCAUCCAGAAGAUAGAGGACGCGUUGCGGUUUGUGAAGGAGUUCGAGGCGGAGGCGGCCGCGUUCGCGAGCGCGUGCGGCGCGUUUGAGAUGGAAACCCCGGAAGGGUUUAGGGUUUUGGAGGUUCUAAAGGGGGAAGUCUUCGCGGCCCAGGAAGCGUGGGGUCGUUACGGAACGUUCAGCGCGGAACGGAAAGAGCUGAGCGGAAAGGCGUGGACGACGGUGCGAGGGAAGCUGCAUCUGGUGGAGGAGUUCUUGUUGAAGUGGGCGGAAGCGGUUAAGGGCUCGGUUAAGAAUGACCCGGUUUCCGUCCUGAUCCUCCAGGAGACGGAACGGUACCGGAAGUGCUUGCCGUUCUUGCGGUUUGUCAGGGAGGACAUCAAGUGGGCGGAAAUUUCCGCUCUGCUGGGGAUGACGGAAAAUGGACGGGCGGAAGUGAAGUUCGACGACUUGACACUGGGCCACUUUCUGGCCCGCGCGGACGCGAUGGUGUCAAGGGGCGACGAGCUGAAAGCACUCCAUGCGCAAGCGCAGGGAGAAGUCGUCCUCCGAGACUCGUUAAACGUGCUCAAAGUUUGGGGGUUAGAGAGACGGUUUACGUUGAUCAAGUACGAGUCAGGCAAACCGUGUGCCCUGAUAAAGGAGUGGAAAGACGUCAUGACGGAAGUGGGCGACCACCAGAGUCUGGUCCAGUCUCUAAAAGAGUCGCCCUUUUUCGCGCCGUUCAAGGACGAGACCAGCACGUGGGAGCGGCGCUUAGGCGCACUAACCGAGGGUUUGCAGCAGCUAAACGGCAUCCAAAGAAAGUGGGUUUACCUGGAGCCCAUUUUCGCGAGGGGAGCGCUUCCGCAGGAGCAGGCCCGGUUCCGGCGGGUCGACGAGGAGUUCCGCCAGCUUAUGGGCGGGAUCGCAGCGGACACCCUGGUGACGUCAUUUGCUGACGUUCCCAGAUUAAGAGACAACUUGCCCAGGUUGUCGGCCCAGUUAGACAUCUGCCAGAAGGCGCUCUCGGACUUCUUGGAAGAGAAGCGGUCCCACUUUCCCCGGUUUUACUUCAUUGGGGAUGACGACAUGCUUGAGAUUCUGGGUCAAGCCAAAAACCCGACGGUUAUCCAGGCACAUCUGAAGAAGCUCUUCGCGGGCAUCCACUCGGUUGAAUUUGGGGUUAACAACCAGAGUAUAGUAGCGAUGAAGAGCGUGGACGGGGAGGUGGUUAGCCUCGUUAACCCAGUGGUUAUCAGCGACCGGGUGGAGGACUGGUUGAGCGAUCUGGCGACUGGGAUGAAGCUUACGCUGAAAGACAUGCUGGCGAGGUGCCUGGAAACGAAGGACUACAACAAGUUUCCGAUGCAGAUUCUGUGUCUGGCGGACCAGAUCGACUUCACGCAGCGCUGCGAGGCCGCGCUCCAGCGGGGCGGCUCGCAGACCGCAGCGGCACUAAAGGAACUAGUAGCGGAGCAAAAACAGCAGCUGAAGGAGUAUACGAGCGUCGACAUGGAGGGGCAGCACGUGCUGCAACUGAAGAUCAAGGCGCUCAUCUUGGACCUUAUCCACAACGUCGACGUGCUGGAACAACUCAUCGACGCAAAAGCCGCUAGCCCCGACGAUUGGGCUUGGCAGCGCCAGCUCCGCUUCUACCGGUCGCAAAAUUCGGACGCCAAAGUUAACCGGUCCGAAACUCCGGGCGGGGCUGUGGUCCGAAUGGCCGAGUCCGAGUUUGAGUACUCUUUUGAGUACCAGGGAAACGCUCCGAAGCUGGUGUACACACCGCUUUCGGACAAGUGUUACCUGACGCUAACCCAGGGUAUGCACCUGGGUUACGGGGGUAACCCGUACGGUCCGGCGGGGACCGGGAAGACGGAGUCUGUGAAAGCGCUGGGGCAGUUUCUGGGGCGCCAGGUGCUGGUGUUCAACUGCGACGAGCAGUUUGACUUCCGCAGCAUGGGCCGCAUCUUCACGGGGCUCGUCAAGUGCGGCGCCUGGGGCUGCUUCGACGAGUUCAACCGGCUGGAGGAGGACGUGCUCUCGGCGGUUUCGCAGCAGAUCCAAACAAUUCAGGCCGCUCUGAAGGAAGGAGCGAAGACCGUGGAGUUCCUGGGGCAGAGCAUCAGCGUGGACCGGAACGCCGGAAUCUUCGUGACGCUGAACCCCGCCGGAAAGGGCUACGGCGGACGGUCCAAGCUGCCCGACAACCUGAAGGCGCUGUUCCGUUCCGUCGCUAUGACGGUUCCGGACAACGAGCUGAUCGCGGAAGUGAACCUCAUAUCGGAGGGAUUCCAGGACGCCAAGACCCUCGGCCGCAAGUUGGUCGCUCUUUUCUCCCUGGGUCGGCAGCUCCUGUCGCGCCAACAGCACUACGAUUGGGGCCUGCGCGCUCUUAAAACGGUCCUCGGAACAGCGGGUCAGCUGCUGCAUCAUGCCAAAGGGAAGGGGGAUGAGAUUCCCCCAGCCCAAGAGGCUAAGCUGAUCGUCCGCUCCCUCCGCGUGACCACCCUCCCAAAGCUCGCCUUCGCCGACACCCGUCGCUUCGUCGAUCUGGUUGCUGACGUCUUCCCAGGCGUCAGCGUGAGUGACGUCAGCGACGCGGAACUGGAGGCCGCCAUCGCUGCCACGUGUCGCGAGAUGAAGCUGGAGGCGGUGCGCGCGCAGGUCGAGAAGGUGCUGCAGCUCCACGUGGCGUGCAAACAGCGCAUCGGUGUGAUCGUCGUGGGGCCUUCCGGCACGGGGAAGACGACGCUUUGGCGCAUACUAGAGGGCGCGCUCCGUCUGGUGAACGGAACGGCCGGAACUCCGCCGGUGAAGCUCCACGUGAUGAACCCCAAGGCCAUUCCCCGGCAGCAGCUGCUGGGGCACAUGGACAUGGACACGCGCGAGUGGUUCGACGGGGUGCUGACGUCAGCGGCGCGUCAGGUUGUCCGGGAACCUGCAGAGCAGCACAGCUGGAUCGUGUGCGACGGCGACGUGGACCCAGAGUGGAUCGAGUCCCUUAACUCGGUGUUAGACGAUAACCACCUGCUAACCCUGCCCAGCGGAGAGCGCAUACAGUUCGGCCCAAACGUCAACUUCAUCUUCGAGUGCCAAGAUCUGAAGUUCGCUUCCCCCGCAACGGUUUCUCGGACGGGCAUGAUCUUCCUGUCCGGUGAUAAUCUGGACGCUGGGCUGAUCGUACGGCCGUGGUUGGCUGGCCUGCCGGAUGACGUCAGAGAUGAGGUCACCCGCUUAGUCGACGACUACCUGCACCCCGCUCUACAGUGGGUUUUCACCCGCAGGGCCGCUGUCGAGACUACCCAAGUGGGGACUAUUCACACGGCCCUUUCGCACCUAACUGCGGAGUCACUAACUGGAAGACACGAGUUUCUGCGGGGGUUAGCGCGGGGUUUAGGUGCUAACCUAGAACCGCAGUCGCGCGCCCAGUUACUUGAGCAGCUCGCAAACCUGUCGGGAGAGAGCGUGUCAAGCAUCGCCAGUGCGCCAGACCGAGCGCUUCUUGACACCGGGGAAUCUCUUAUCACAGGGGUUAGGGUUACACUAACCGAGCACAUCCGGCAGGGGGCGGCCACGCUAAUCCCCUGGUUAGAGGCGGGUCAACCGGUGUUGUUAAGCGGGCCCGAAGGGGCGGGAAAAACCACUCUGCUAGACUUCUGCUUGGCACAGCUCAAGUCUACCGCCGUCUCUACCAUUCAUUGCAGCGCGCAAACCAACGCUAGCCACGUGGUUCAAAAGUUGGUUCAGAUGUGCGGUAACCCGGUAACGACGGCCGCAGGCAGAGUCUUACGGCCCCGGGAAAGCGAGCGGUUAAUUCUGGUGUUAAAGGACCUGAACCUGCCCAAGCCGGACAAGUAUGACACCACGCAGCUGGUGCAGUUCUUGCAGCAGCUGAUCACGGCCAAAGGAUUUUACAACGAGGCGCUCGAGUUCAUCGGGCUGGAGCGGAUACAGAUUGUCGCGACAAUGAACCCGCUUUCUUCCGCCGGCCGCCACCCCCUCUCCUCCCGCUUUACCUCGAUCGUCCGAGUCGCGUCCCUCGAAGCCCCCCCAAGAGCGCAGCUGGAGGCGGUCUACUCCGCCAUGCUCGCUGACAUCAUCCGUGACGUGGCGCCCGGGCACCCGACCUGGGGCAGCGAGUCGACGGUCAGGAAACUGGCGGCAAGUAUGCUGGAGGUGUAUCAGAGCGUUCAGGAGGCGUUUUCGGUGGAACGGGAGAAGCACUACUUGUUCACGCCACGACGCGUGACGGAGUGGGUGCAGAGCCUGCGCCGGUACGACCUCCGUUCCGAGGACGUCCCGUCCGUUCUGCUCCACGAGGCCACCAGAAUCUUCAGCGAUCGACUCGUGGGACCGGAACCGCGGGCGGAUUUCGAGCGGAUCUUGGCGGGAACCUUCAAGGCCACGUGGCGGGGGGGUGCCGAGAAGGCUGAAAGCGUGUACUCGGUAUGGGGGGGUGCGGGAGACGCGCGGCAGUCUGCUCGCGUCGGCUCGGCGCUCUCUCGCAUGCCAGCCGGCGACUAUCACAAGCUGGUUCAAGACAAGCUGGCCGCCUUCGAGAGAGAAUUCCAGACUCUCAACAUUUUCCUCUUCCCCGAGACGCUAGAGCGGAUUGCGGCCAUGGAGCGCAUUCUCACCCGUCCGGGGGGCAGCCUGCUUCUUCUGGGCAGGAGCGGCGUCGGCCGUCGAAGCUGCACCAGGCUGGUGGCAUACAUGCACCACAUGGACCUCGUCUCCCCCUCCCUCUCGCGCUCAUACGACCUCAAAGCUUUCAAAGCCGAGCUCAAGACGCUUCUAGCCGCCGCCGGAGUCGAGGGCAAGAAGACGUGCCUGCUUUUGGAAGACCAACACCUGGCGCAGCCCGCUUUUUUGGAGGUGGUCAAUAGCGUAUUGAGCGGGGGAGAGGUGCCGGGGCUAUAUACCAACGAAGAGCUGCAGUCUCUCCUACUGCCGCUGCAAGAGCUGAUGGCCAGCGACGGCUUCCAGCACAAGAGCGCGUUCUCCUUCUUCGUCGCGCGCGUGCGCCAAAACCUCCACGUGGUGCUCUCCAUGGACCCCUCCAACCCUGACUUCGACGCGCGCUGCGCGAGCAACCCCGCGCUCUUUGCCAGCUGCGCGGUCAUGUGGCUGGACACGUGGACGCACGAGCGUAUGCGGGACGUUUCGAAGGCGAUCCUGUCCGCAGAGCUGUCCGCAGCCACGCAAGAAGCGGACGGCAUCGACGGUCAGAUCGUGUCGCUCAUGGCGGCCAUUCACACCAGCCUGGACAGCGAAGGCGCGGCCGCGACACCACGGCAGUACGCCGGGUUUUUGGAGGCUUAUCAGAAGCUCUUCGGGGCGAAAAGGGCUGAGGUCCUGGAGCAAAAGGGGCAUCUGCAGGCUGGGCUUGACAAGCUGGCAGAAGCGGCGGGCAAAGUUGGCGAGCUCUCCCAACAGGCUGCGGAACAACAGGUUCUGCUAACCCAGAAACAGACCGAGGCGGAGGCCGCGCUAAUCCAGAUCACGGACAGCAUGGCACGUGCCGGGGACAGCAAGGCCGAGAUCGAACGGCUGAGAGUGAAGCUCGCGGGCGAGGAGCAGAUAUUGAACGGCCGAAAAGCGGGGAUCCAAUCGGAGCUGAGCGAGAUCCAGCCGUUGAUCGACGCCGCGAAAAAGGCGGUCGGCCAGAUUAAGAACGACAACCUGAACGAGAUACGCUCGCUCAAAAUGCCGCCGGACGCCAUACGCGAUGUGCUGGAGGGCGUGCUGCUGCUGAUGGGCAACUAUGAUACGAGCUGGACGAAUAUGAAGAAGUUCCUGGGGAGCAAGUCGGUGAAGGACGAGAUCGUGAACUACGACGCGAGGAAAGUGACGCCCGACAUGCGCGCCGCGGUGCAGAAAUUACUACAAGCUAAGGGGGCGUCGUUCGAGCAUGAGCGGAUCUACCGCGUGAGCGUCGCGGCCGCGCCGAUGGCCGCGUGGGUCAAAGCCAACGUCCAGUUCUCGGUCGUGCUCGAGAAAGUGAAACCUUUGGAGGAUGAUUUGGCGAGUCUUCAGGCGUCUUUGGACGCGUCAACCGCGCGAGUGAAGCAGUGCGAAGACGAUCUGGCGUCGCUAGACGGGACGGUUGCGCGGCUGAAAGAGGAGUUCGCGCGGCGUACCGGCGAAGCGGAGGCGCUCAAGAUUGGUCUGCAGCAGGCGAAAGACAAGCUGGCCGCAGCGGAGAGCCUGACUGAGAAACUAGGUGGCGAGAAAGUUCGCUGGGAGGCGCAGAUUGGCGGCCUGGCAGGGCGGCUCCAGGAGCUUCCGCUCGAGGCGCUGCUCGCGGCCGCGUUCAUGACGUACCUGCCGGGUCAGCCGGAGGACUUCAGGCGGCGGAUGCUCGCCACGUGGCAGGAUCUCGCAGGCGCGGCCAAUUCACCGUCGGACGGUCCCGCUCUAGUUCCCGACUCCAAGGCUUUCGACUUCAAGCGGUACAUGAGCACUGAAAGCGAGAUGCUGACGUGGAAGGCAGAGGGCCUUCCGUCGGACGACCUUUCCGUCGAAAACGCGGUCGUUCUGCUGCACACCCAACAGGUUCCGCUGGUGAUCGAUCCGUCCGCCCAGGCGGCGGAAUGGCUGCGGAAGCACCUGCGGGAGAAGGUGGCGUCGAUGGAAGUGGUAGCGCAGCAAGACCCGCGGUUUACAACAACGCUGGAACUCGCCGUUCGCUUUGGAAAGACGCUUUUGGUAACCGAGGUUGACGCGAUCGAGCCGAUGCUGUACCCGCUUCUACGGCGGGACGUCAGCCAUAGUAACUCCCGGCUGACCGUGCAAAUAGGGGACAAGAACGUGGACUACAACAAGGACUUCAGGCUCUUCCUGGUGACGCGCGACCCUGGCCUGAGCAUUCCGCCGGACGCGGUGUCGCUCAUUCUGCGCACCAACUUUACGGUCACGCGAUCGGGACUGGAGGGACAGUUGCUGGGGUUGACAAUUCAGAGCGAACAACCAGAACUGGAGAAUAAGCGGAGCACACUACUCAAAACUGGCGAGGAGAUGCGGGUCCAGUUGGCGUCUCUAGAGAAGCAGCUGCUGGAAGAGCUCGCGACUUCCCAGGGGAACAUCCUGGACAACCGGGCGCUAGUCGCGUCGCUCAACGAAACCAAGGCCAAGAGCACAACCGUCGCGGCGUCCCUGCUCGAGUCACAGGCACUUCAGCGGUCCCUCGACGCCCGGCGAGAAACCUACCGGCCACUCGCAGUCAGCGGUAGCCGACUCUAUUUCCUCCUCAAGUCCCUUCCCGGUCUGAACCGGAUGUACCAUUUCAGUCUUUCCGCUUUCCUCCGGCUCUUCAAGAGCGUGCUAAGCCGGAAAAGCGCGGAGCCCGGAACGGAAGAGACGGACGGAACGGAUCUGGUCGUGGAUGGGCGGAUCGCGGAAUUGAUGGACGGGCUGAUCCAGACGGUGUUUGGACACGUGACGCGGUCCCUGUUUAAGGCGGAUCGACUGACAUUCGGCCUGCACUUAGCUCAGGCCCUCCGACCGUGCGCCGCUGCGGAGUUGCAGCUGUUCACCGGGCAGUCAGUGCUUCCCCCGGGCGUGCUCGGAGCGGAGCCGCUGUCUUGGGUUUCCGACAGCUGCCGAGCUUCUUUCAACGCCUUCCAGGCCACCCUGCCUCCCAUCGCCCAAAACCUGGACUUCCAGAACAAGUCGAAGUGGUCCGCUUGGAUGAGCAACGCUUCGGCCGAGACCGACUUCCCGCCACACGCGCUACCAAUCACCACGCCCUUCCAGCGCCUUCUGCUGAUACAGGCGCUCCGCCCGGACCGGUUAGAGAGCGGCAUGGAGCUGUACGUGCGGUCCGUGCUGGGGCUGGCCAGCACGUCGCCAGAACCGUUCAGCCUGGGCAAGCUGCACCAGGAAACGACUGCGAAAGAACCCGUCAUUUUCAUCACCAGCCCCGGCGCCGACCCCAGUCAGGAACUGGAGGAGUUCGCCGCGCGCGCGGUCGGCCCCGCGCGUUUCCGCCAGCUGGCCAUGGGCCAGGGCCAGUCAGAAAUUGCGCUCGCCAUGCUCAAAGAAGCCGCGCGCGCGGGAGAUUGGGUGUGCUUUAAGAAUCUCCAUCUAGUUGUGACGUGGCUGCCCGCACUGGAGAAAGAGAUUCACGGGUUGGACGCGCAUCCGGACUUCCGGCUUUGGCUGACCAGCGAGCCGCACGACCGCUUCCCCCCGAGUCUGCUGAUGGCGUCACUCAAGGUGACGUACGAGGCGCCCCCCGGGCUCAAGAAGAAUCUCCUGCGGACGUACGAAGCUUGGACGUCCGAUUUCGUUGCGGACGGCGGAAGCACCGUCCGAGCGCAGCUGCUGUUCUUGCUGGCAUGGUUCCAUGCGAUUGUGCAGGAGCGGCGGACGUUUGUGCCCCAGGGCUGGAGCAAAUUCUACGAGUUCAGCUUUGCCGACCUCCGCUCGGGGGCGGACAUCGUCAGCAUCGCAGUGAACCAAGCCCCCCCGAAAGGUCCAAUCCCGUGGGAGUUCCUCCGAGGCUUACUCGAAAACGCAAUCUAUGGGGGACGCAUCGACAACCGGUUCGACGUCCAAGUGUUGCGCGCGUAUUUACACCAGUUCUUCCACGAGGGGAUGCUGGCUGGGCCGGGCCAGCGGUUCGUACCGGGCACGAAAGGGGUGCUGGUGCCGGGGUCUUUGAAGCACGGGGAGUUUGUCGAAGUGCUCGGGGGACUGCCGGAUGGUGACGCCCCGGCGCUUUUUGGGCUGCCGGCGAACAUCGAGCGGAACGUGCAACAAACGAACAGCGCCAAUGUUGUGGCCCAGUUGAAGAUGCUGUCCUUCGCGUCGCCCGAAACGGCGACCGGGGAGUUCGACCGGGGCAGGUGGUCCGAGCAGCUCAGGCCCGUCAUCGAGCUGUGGGACCGACUGCUGGGAGAGCUCGGGGGUCUGGACCGGGUGUGCAGAGUCGAGCAAGAGCCCGAGGACGCCACCCCGACCGAGUCCGCCAUCUUCCGGGAAAGCCAGCUGGCAGCUUCACUUGUCAGAGCGAUCUCGAACAUCCUCGGGGGAAUCCACCGGGCGCUCUCGGGGCAGGGCUUGCUCUCUCCCGACGCUCUAACGUCCUGCAAGGCGCUGCUCGGUAGUACUGUCCCGAGCUCUUGGGACCGCCUUUGGGAGGGCCCUGAGGAGCCCUCCGCGUACCUCCAAGCGCUUUUCUCGCGCGUGGCCGCGCAGCCGGCGCUCCGGGCUGCCGCAAAAUCCGGAAGUCUUCCCUCCAGAGGGAGCUCUCUAGAUCUUAGCCAUCUGUUCAGUCCCGAGACCUUUCUGAAUGCGCUCCGACAGCAGACCGCUAGGCGGCGGAACAUGGCCAUGGACGAGAUGAAGCUGGCCACCGCGUGGAAUUCGGAGCUUUUGGGCGACGCGGCCGCAGACGCGCUGCAGGUGACGUCACUGCUGAUCCAAGGAGCCUCCUUCGACGGAAAGAAACUGGCUGACGUCGCCCAUGACGCACCAUUUGCCCAGACGAUGCCUACGGUCUACAUGGCAUGGAUCGCGAAGGGAUCGCCGUACCCGUACAAGGAACACCUGGCAAUUCCGCUGUACAACGACCUGGGCCGGACGCGCUUCUUGUCCGAGCUACAGCUGCCCCUCGCCAAGGCGUCCGAAAGGGACCGCUGGAUAUUGACUGGGCUCGCAGCAUUUGUACAAGGUUGAAAUAAGGUAUACGCGGAUUCGAUUAUACAGUGUUAUGUUCGUGAUGAGAUAGUUCGAUCAGAGUAAGAAAAGGUAAAUUACUGCCUGAAGUAUUCAAAGACUGGCGGGGUGCGUGUAAGCCGCAGAUCGAGCCAGCU
Molecule: messenger RNA, 13088 nt
Organism: Klebsormidium nitens
Lineage: Eukaryota; Viridiplantae; Streptophyta; Klebsormidiophyceae; Klebsormidiales; Klebsormidiaceae
Source: the annotation of a GenBank genome assembly